Messenger RNA from Puntigrus tetrazona (Sumatra barb), 2551 nucleotides. It is a transcript of the gene hnrnpd, whose product is annotated as heterogeneous nuclear ribonucleoprotein D. The coding region runs from base 201 to 1145 and encodes 314 amino acids. Gene Ontology annotation, cellular component: nucleoplasm. Gene Ontology annotation, molecular function: RNA binding. Lineage: Eukaryota; Metazoa; Chordata; Actinopteri; Cypriniformes; Cyprinidae. Gene Ontology annotation, biological process: regulation of gene expression. The record is from RefSeq and is a predicted model, not a curated record. The transcript is spliced from 8 exons.
ACGUUUGACUUCCGUUAAACCGCCAUUUUGUGAAUGGACGCCGUUGCCAUCGACAUCCUGAAAGCAGACUAAAACAAACGCGAUUCCGAGCCCAAUUUAACACGACUUACCGGCAGUUCCGUCGCGUUUUAACCUACGGCGUUUUUUCUCUGGAAAAAAAACGACGAAUAGCCCGUGUUUUCGCCGAGAACUGAUCAAAGAUGUCUGAGGAGCAGAUCCUGGGCGAGGAGUCGCUGAUGAAGAUGGAGGAGAAUGAUGGAGAGGGUUUCGGUGAAGAGGAGAUCCUGGGGGCUGAUGAAGGAGGUCAGGGAGAGGCGGAGGGCUCAAAGAUAGACGCCAGUAAAAACGAGGAAGAUGAGGGGAAAAUGUUCGUUGGAGGCUUGAGUUGGGACACAACAAAGAAAGACCUGAAAGAUUACUUCUCUAAAUUUGGAGAGGUGGUCGACUGCACCUUAAAACUGGAUCCUUUGACGGGCCGAUCCAGAGGAUUUGGAUUUGUUCUGUUUAAAGAUGCUGAAAGUGUGGAAAAGGUGAUCUCACAAAAGGAGCACAAACUAAAUGGAAAAGCAAUUGACCCUAAGAAAGCAAAGGCCAUGAAGUCCAAAGAGCCUGUGAAGAAGAUAUUUGUAGGAGGUCUUUCCCCAGAUACUCCAGAAGAGAAGAUCAGAGAGUACUUUGAUGCCUAUGGAGAGGUGGAAUCCAUUGAGCUGCCAAUGGAGAAUAAAACAAAUAAAAGACGAGGUUUUUGUUUUAUAACGUUUAAAGAGGAGGAACCAGUAAAGAAAAUAAUGGAGAAGAAGUACCACAACAUCGGUUUAAGCAAGUGUGAGGUCAAGGUAGCCAUGUCAAAGGAGCAGUACCAGCAGCAGCAGCAGUGGGGUGGAAGAGGAGGAUACGCCGGCAGAGCUAGAGGCAGAGGAGGUCCCAAUCAAAAUUGGAACCAGGGAUACGGAAAUUACUGGAAUCAAGGUUAUGGAAAUUACGGGAACUAUGGCUACAACAAUCAAGGCUAUGGUGGAUACGGGGGCUAUGAUUACUCGGGUUACAACAACUACUACGGAUAUGGUGACUACAGCAAUCAGCAGAGCGGCUACGGCAAAUCCCCGAGGCGAGGCGGCCAUCAAAACAGUUACAAGCCGUAUUAACGAGAAAUUGUGCAGCGGGGACUUCCUUGCAGGCCAUGAGCUGACUUCCCGAUUGUCUCAGGCCCGCUCAAUGCGGACAGGGUACGAGAGGCGUACGCUCUCGAAUGCUCCCAUUUGGUAUGGUCUUCCAACAUCCUGUAUACGAAUUGUAAAAACAAAACAACUACAGCAACAAAAACAUAAAAAAGGACACGUCAAGCUUUUAUCUUCUGUUUUUGUUUUGUGUGUAUUCUUACUCUAUUUUUAUUUAUUUUUUUGUAUUAAAAUGUUCCUCCUAAAACUUCUUGGGAUUGGUCGUAUGUAAUAAUAUAUCAUAAUGUAAUGCCAUUUUUUCCAGGCACCAUCAAGUAAUGGUAAAAUAUGACACGAGAGCCGGAAUUAAAAUUAACUGUUGACUUUUUGAAGGAUACGGCUUUCUCUGGACUUUCCAGUGUUUUAAUAUGCACUUCUAAUCUAAUCUUACCUGUAAUGCUUGCUUUUCUUUAUUUGUAGCUCGUGUAGCUGUAAUAUCCUGUAGUCCAUGAGCUAAAAGCCGGUUUGUACUCGGAUGCCGCUGCGCCGGAGAAGUGCUUUUUUUUUUAAUAUUUGUAUUGUAUUGUAUUUGUAUUCUACUGACAGCGGUGGAAAAAGCUUCACCUGUAAACCGUGUUAAUUUCAUCUAACAGAUUCUCUUUUUUUAACCUUUUGAAAUCUUGGAAAGGUCACACUGUUAUGCUUGUAAUGCUUUCCUUUUUGUCUUUUAAUUUUCAUCGAUUCAAGGUCGCGCCUUAAAUGUUAUGAUUCCACAAGUUUUUAAUUUAACACUAUUGUAUUUGCUAUCAUUCAAUUUCGAAGUCCUGUCUUGUCUCCUUAUCGAAUUUAUUAAAGAAUUGGGAUUCCUGUACAUUUUAUGAGUUUGCGUACUUCCCAAGCGUAAUUGCUAUUUUCUUUUUUGUUUUUCAGAUGGACGAGCAAAUCGAAAGUCAACCCUGAGAGGAGAAAACAAGAGGGCCAGACUUAUUAAAUAUGGAGUUGAUCCACACGUUGCUACACUUUGGUCGCCAUUUAUUUCACAAGUUCGUUUCAAAUCUGAGGUUGCUUUGAAGGACACACAAUAAAGAAUAUUUCAAGUGUUAUUUCCAAAACUAUGACGUCCAGAAUAUUUGUUUUUGUGUUUAAUUUGUUGUAGCUUGUGUACGUUUCUAAUCGUAUUCCCUGCUAUGUUUGCUCUUAGGCGUUUCUGUGUCGAGUACGGUGAACUAUAGAGAGCCCAAAUCAUUUAGAAAUUAUUUGUAUACAGGCCUAUUAAUUUAUUGCUUACAAGUGCGUACAUGGCGUAGGUCGUUUAAUAUUCAUUUCAUAUUGCAGUAUUUUGCUACAGAGUCAUGUAAACCAUUGGAAAGUACAAAAUAAAGUGUAUGAAUCUU